UCCGCCCCUUCGGUCCCGGAAGUGGAGGGAGCGGCGUUGCCAUGGCGGCGUCUCUUGGACAGGUGCUGGCCCUGGUGCUGGUGGCCGCCUUGUGGGGUGGCACACAGCCGCUGCUGAAGCGGGCCUCCUCCCGCCUGCAGCAGGUUCAUGAGCGGACCUGGGCCCGGCAGUUGCUGCAGGAGAUGAAGACCCUCUUCUUGAAUACUGAGUACUUGAUGCCCUUUUUCCUCAACCAGUGUGGCUCCCUUCUCUACUACCUCACCCUGGCAUCAACAGAUCUGACCCUAGCUGUGCCCAUCAGUAACUCUCUGGCCAUCGUCUUCACACUGAUUGUCGGGAAGGUCCUCGGAGAAGAUGUAGGUGGAAAAGGAGCAUUCACAGGCAUGAUGCUCACCGUGGUGGGGAUUGCACUCUGCGUCAUGAGCUCCGUGAGCAAGACCCAGGGGCAGCUGUCUGCCCUUUGAGUGGGCCGACGCCACCCUCCAGCCCUUCUGUGUCCAGGAAGCCCCUGAGCCGUGAGGCGCAGCCAGUGAGCACACGGACCUAGCACUUCCCCCUCUGAGCCUCAGCGUCCUCACCUCUUAGGGGGUGAAUAGCUACCUCGUGGUGGCUCUCACAGGAGAACCGCAGUGAGAGAUCUGUUCAGCUGCUCAGAUUUAGCACAAGAGACUUCAUACCUCCCCAGCAACCUUUCUGCCCCGCAGCUCUCCUCGUGCUGUCAUGUCAGGCCCCUAGCCCAGCCGCCGUCACUAUGGCCCCAUCCAGACUGUCACAGCAGCUGGGUCCACGGACGGCAUGGAGACAGCCAGCCGCCUGUGCCAGAGAUGCAAACAGGAGGCCUCAGGGC
This is a messenger RNA of Zalophus californianus (California sea lion), 847 nucleotides long. RefSeq names its product transmembrane protein 234 (gene TMEM234). NCBI's taxonomy places the organism in Eukaryota, Metazoa, Chordata, Mammalia, Carnivora, Otariidae. The transcript has 5 exons. The coding region runs from base 42 to 464 and encodes 140 amino acids. The record is from RefSeq and is a predicted model, not a curated record.